AUGGGGAGAAUUAAGAAGGCAGCUAGCCAAAAGCAUGUGGCUACAGUUUCACCAUUUUUCACGAACUUUAUCGCACAUGCUACCAGCCUUCCUGCUCCAGAGCUUCCUUCGUUUCUGCGCACAUUCCCCAAGUUAUGGCCAUUCCCUCGAGGUGAUCUCUAUCACUGGAUCCCUCUACUUGACCGCUUCGAUGAAAUCCUAGCCUGCAUCGUCGAAAAAUAUUCCCUCAACACCGGUCCCCAGACUCAACCAUUCGGAAAUGGCACGCUGGAGCAAUUCUACACGAUUGAUGGAGCCGUAAAACCUGCUGAAGGCAUUGAAGCUAAGCUGAAAGCCCUGGGAUAUGGUCCCGACGGAGAUCGUGAGCUAGUGGAAUCGAUUCUUGAGUUUUCGCGUCUGUUGCUUGAAAAGUGUGGCAACCGAAGCCUGUACAGCAGCAGUGAACUUCUUGGAGAUCUCUUGAACACAACCUCCCUUCCCCUUCUCCAAUCCACACUCCGUCUGACUUUGUGCUUGGCACAACGGUACCACUCACGCCAACGCGGCGUUCAACAACAGGCUUUGCUAGCAGCCCACUACAACAUUGAUCUGGAGAAAUUGCAAAAGAUUGCGGCGCCCUUCCCCCGUCCAUUCGUUGCUACCAGUACUCCGUUCACUACACCCUCCGCCAAGGGCAAGGAGCCCGUCAUUCAAACCAAGGUCAACGCGAAUGAAUUGACAUCCCUUGUACGCGACAAAGAUGGGUGGGAAGAGUGGGGCAAUGUUCGUCUCCUCUAUUAUCCUCCUGGUCUCUCUGAGCAGACCAAGACAGCAUCCGAAUCCGGUCCAGGCGAUAGUGGUCCGCAUGCCCCCCAUGCUCCCGCUACACCGACUCCUCUGCGACGGAGUGCGACUCACCCUACACCUCGCUUCAGCCGUGGGCCGAAUCUAGAUGAUUCACCUGCUGGCUCUGCCACUCCAGGCAAGGGAGCAGAGGAGCCAUCACGAAGUGGCAAAAUACUGGAUCUUCCAUAUGCCAAAAUUUCAUCUUCAAAGGCUGAGGAUAUUCUGUCAACCAACUUGCCCCUCUUGUCUCAGGAAACUAAGUAUGAACUUCUUCAGAAGAUUCGUAUCGCUCAGGCCUUGUCUGGUUCGCCUGCAGAUCGCGAGCAGAUUCUCGCAAUUCGGAUUCUUGCUGUGACUAACUUGGCUUAUGUCAACUCUGAAUCGACUUUCCAACAGAAGAUUUUACAAUCUGACCUUGAACAGUCAAAGCGCCUGCAGCUAACCUUCCAGUUAGCCGAGCUGGUUCAUCUCGGUGCGAGUGGCGAUCUAGAGGUUUCGCGAACUUUGCAAACAUUAGCAAUUCAAGCCCUCGAUGCUCUUGCAAAGCACAAAGCUCGUGCUCAAGAUGUAUGCGCAGCUUUGAGUGUCAAUGUCAACCACGGCGUUCUCAUGUUCCUAACUCGUAAGCUCGUCAAUGAAUUGGCUUCGGAAGAUGACGAGACAGAUAGUUCAUACUAUGACGAGUGGCGGGAUGCUUUACUUGCUCUUUUGCGAACUCUUCCGAGUUCGAGCUCCCGCACACCUGAUACGCUUGUCGCAGCUGGCCUCAUCCCCAUGUUUGUUGAUAUCCUUAAUCUUCGCACCAUUAAGGCCCGCAGAUUUUAUGCACGGAUUAUUGAGUUCCUGGAUACCUUUGUGCAUGCAGUUCGGGAUGCUUUGACCAAUUUGACGACAGCAAAAGGCUUCGAUGCGAUUUCUGAUCUGAUUGCUUACGAAACCAAGACCGCCUUUGAUCACGUCUCUCGUGGGGAUGGAUUCCCGCAUGAGUACAGAAAUCCCUCGAUCGAUUACCAGAUCCCAUACUUGCAGCAACAAACCCUCCGGUGGUUGUUCCGUUUUGUCAACCACACCAUGCAGCAUAACGGUGGAGGGUUUGACCGUGUUCUGAGGAACUUCAUUGACUCACCUCAGAUUCUUACCUCCCUGCGACUCGUUUUCGAAAAUGCGCGGGUCUUUGGCUCGCACGUUUGGAGUAAUGGUGUCAACAUUCUUAGUAGUUUCAUUCACAAUGAACCAACUAGUUACGCAGUAAUCGCCGAGGCUGGUCUUAGCCGGAGUCUUCUUGCGGCCGUCAUGGGUCGUGAGCUCAAUGUGAAGGAGAAGCCACCCGCUGUGGAACCAGAGGACAUCGACGAGGAAAACGAGGCAUCCGAGUCUACACCUGCCGAGCCCGCCUCCGCAACAGAAAGCAAGAAGUCUGGCCAUGAGUAUGCCAUGGCUCGGCCGUCUGGAACUCUACUCGCAUCAGGUAUCGUUCCUGCUGCCGAUGCUCUUGGUUGCAUCCCCACGGCAUUUGGCGCUAUCUGUUUGAAUGCCUCUGGACUGGAUCUUUUCCAAUCCUCCGAUGCUCUUGAAAGUUUCUUCGAAAUUUUUGAAAACCCAGAGCAUGUUAAAUGCCUAAAAGAUGACCCCAAUCUGGUUCGCUCCUUGGGUACGACCUUUGAUGAGCUGGUUCGCCACCAUCCUGCUCUUAAGACCACCAUAAUGUCUGCAGUUAUUGUUCUAACCGCUCGUGUUGGCUUACUUGCCAAAGCCAAGGCAUGGCAAUUGGGAUUGGGUAGCAAACUUUGGACUGAAGACUCUGAGGGUGAUCUACGUCUUUCAGGAGAUCAGUCCUCUUUGUUCCGUGAAAUCGGUGCUCCCAAAGGCGGUUCGGAGGACCUGGUUGAGGGUGAUCUCAGCUCAAUUUUCCCACCGCACCACAAAAUCGAUCCUAAGGAUAAAGAUGAACAUGGCCUCACUAUCUCGGACUAUCUUUUCCCUACUAUCCGGUUCUUGGGCGCUUUCUUUGAAAACCAGCCAAAUUGCACCGCAUUCAUUUUGGCUGGUGGAGCAGAGUUCAUUCUGGAUUUUGCUACACUUCAGAGUUUGCCUUUCAAUUUCCAUACCAGCGACGUUAACCAGGAACUUACAGUUCUUGUCCACAUGCUUGCGGAAACGAAACCACAUCUUAUCAUUCCAUCUCUUAUGAAACGUGCCCAACUCGCAGUGGACAACCUUUCACCUUUCUGGGAUUCGCCCUCAGAGGUCGGCUUCUUCACUGCACUGGCUAAGCCGGGUAACUCCAAAGGACCGGAGACAGAAGCGAUUGGACAUGGUACAUUCUAUGCGAAACACUUGAAUGCUGUUCUCGUCAUCACAGGCCUUCUCCGGGAGAUCUUCGCCCUGCCUCUGUUUCAGGUCCGAGCCUCGCAGUCGUCGGCAUUUUCUCAGGUGAACCUUGCAGACUUGUACAGCUCCCUGGUAACGUCACUUGGCAGCCUUCAUGCCGCGUGCGUGUGGGAGUCAAUCGUCAAUGAGAAGAGCAACCCUGAGUUGUGGACGCAACCUACGCUGACCUCCGCUGCCAAACCAGCCUCCGAGACGCCUAGCAACACCUCUGGAUCCGGUGAAUCCUUGGAAGAUCCGGUCUCGGCAGCUCAGCCUGGCAGCGAGAAGAGUGAAAGCACUGAGAAGAAAGUGGAUGAGUCGAGCGCCGCCUUUAAGAAUGUCCAGACUAUUCGCUACCUUCUAAGCGCCCUUCCCCCUCCAUCACUGAAUUGCGCUAAGGUGGCCGAUGCUAUCGUCGAUUCUGUUCUACGGGCCCUUCGUCUCAAGGCUGCAAGCUCGUGCGAAAGUUCCAAGCACCGUUUGGCUUAUCUAAUUGUCAUACUAUCUUCGUUCUCUCAACUUUUGUACGAAGUCAGUGGUGAACGCCCUCAGACAAACUACCUCACUUACAUCAUGUGGACAUUCAGGCGAAAGGGUGGCUUGACUGUUUUGAAGGACAUCUGUCAAACCUUCAUGCAUGAGGUUAAGACUAUCAAAUCGGAGCAGAAUGAUCCUGAGGCCAACAAGGAAGUAGCCGAUCAGCUGGUCUCCGCCUACGGUAGUAUUAAGAUAAUUCUUGUGAUCUUCACCGAGCUUGCUUCUGGAAAGAGCAUCAUUGAAUCUAGCCAGACACAUGCAAUGUCCAGUCAACUUGAACGUAACCGAAAUCAAGCUGAUUACUUUACGCCAGGUCAGUUCCUGGUGGAUCUUCGUAUGGAAGUCCUUCCUAUGGCCCGGGAAAUGUGGAACUCUGAAUUCGCAACUCAGUCUGAAAGCUCAAUCAUCAAAUUUUUGGUUGAUAUUCUCCGGUCAUCUCUGGAUGGAGAAUAUGAGACUGGCGCUGCUCACAACUCAGACACUCCAAUCGUGGCAACGGAGAUGCCUUUCAGGCCGUUUGUGAUCAAUAAAGAUAGAGAAACGGCUCUAGCUGCGAAGAUUUCCGCCGAACCUGGAUCUGGAUUGGUCAGGGAGGCAUUGUAUCGUUGCAACAAUGUCCUCAACGCAGCAGAAGAGUACUGUCAUGCCCAGGACUGGCUACGUGCUCCGCCCCUGAUUCCUCCUGAACCGACGGAUAUUGAGAUUGCUCCUGUCAGAGAAACCCCCGAGGAUCCUGCUGAAGAGGCGGUAGUAGAAGGCCGAAAUUAUUUGCCUCGCUCCUCUGCCCUCACUAUGCUCAUGAAUCAGGCGGCUGAAGAUGUCGAGGCUGGCAGAAUUGGACCGGAACUACCAACACCUGAACAUAUCACACGCAAUGAUUUGGCUAGAGUGCUUGGUCGAGUUCUCCCAGAAAUUACUGGCAUUGACCAUGAUCUAGACGAUCAAUUAAACCCAUUCUUUACUCCAAGCCACAGUGCUCCGCCACCUCCCUCGUCAGGGCCCAUCAGUGACGCUCAGGAUGAGACGGCAAGCCGCCGUGAAUACGUCACUAUUGAAAAUCUGGAAGUGGAAAGAGAAAAAGUUCGGUUGAACCUCAUUGAGCGCUGCUUGGAUGUUCUGAAUGAACAUCAUGAUGUUUCUUUCGAGCUUGCAGAUCUAAUUUCAUCUGCUAUCAAGAAGCAUCCCGAGCCUGAAUCUUUCCGACGAGACAUUGGAGAAAUUUUGGUCCGGUCGCUUGUCUCUCUCCAGAUGGAGAAUUUCCAGACCGCGGGAAAGAAGAUUGCAGCUUAUGCACAUAUCCUCGCCCUCGUUCUUCAGGAUCGCGAUAUGUACAAUGCAACCCUUGAAGACCUCAAAGACUGCUUCUCGACCUUCCUUGGGUUUAUUCGAAUUACACCUGAGAAGUCCGCCGAUGAGUCCUUCCCCUGGGUCGGCCAUGUCUUGCUUAUUAUGGAGAAGUUACUGUCCGAUGACUGUCAGCCUCCUGAGAUUAGCUGGACCCCACCUAAUCCCGAAGAUCCUAGUGCCGGUGUGGAGGCACCCGCUCAGAUUAAGGAGCCUCUCGUCCCUCUUGACGAAAAGAUACAACUCUUCGAGGCACUCGUUGAAAUUCUGCCUCGUGUUGGCAAAGAUGAAACUUUGGCGCUGUCCGUAUGCCGUAUUCUGGUGAUUCUCACUCGUCAGCGCACCAUCGCUGCCCGUUUCGGUGAAAAACGAAACUUGCAGCGCCUGUUUGUUAUGAUCAAACAAUUGCCUAGCGCCAUUACCAAUGGGAAACUCCAAAGUACUUUCAUGCUAAUACUGCGACAUAUCGUGGAGGACGAGGACACCAUUCGGCAAAUCAUGCGCAGCGAGAUCGUUGCCAACUUCGAAGCCAAAACUUCUCGUCAAAUUGAUACUACCAAUUACGUGCGACAACUGUAUCAUCUUGUACUGAGGGCACCCGAUAUCUUCGUCGAAGUGACAAAUGAGAAAUUGCGAUUGGUGCGGUAUGAUAGCCAUCAACGCCCACAAACUCUCGCCCUCAAGGCCGACAAAAAUCGCAACCAGAGACCGGGCAAGGAUGAUGCCACUCACAAUAAGGACGAUGUCGCUGUCGAGGCAUCUACUUCUACGGACAAUGAAAAAGAUAAGAGCCAAGGCAAGGCUGCUGAAAUGAAGCCACCAGUGGUGGAAAACCCAGAUGGUGUUAUUCACUACCUUCUUUCGGAACUUCUAUCGUACAAGGAUGUGGAUGACAAAGAGCCCUCGGCUGAAUCGUCAGAGCAGCAGCCCAGCAGCGAUCAAGCCGAUGUCCAGCCUGACGUGGAAAUGGGCACGGAUGAACCUCCUGCUUCCUCGAGCGGCACCGAAACCCCAUAUGGUUACGCUCCUUCUGUUGCUAAAAAGGGCGAAAAGCCGCCCUUCAAGGCCGAAGAUCAUUCGAUUUACGUCUAUCGGUGCUUCCUUCUACAGUGCUUGACUGAGCUCCUGUCAUCUUACAAUCGGACAAAAGUCGAGUUUAUUAACUUCUCACGAAAGGCUGAUCCUCUUGCUACGACACCAUCAAAGCCACGUUCAGGAAUUCUCAAUUAUCUUCUCAAUGUUCUCGUUCCUAUUGGGACAAUGGAACAUGAUGAGUCCUUGUCUUUCAAGAAACGCAGCAUCACGUCCACCUGGACCAUGCAAGUUCUCGUUGCCUUGUGUAGCAAAACCGGCGAAUUCGGUGGCGUUGGCAAACGCCGUGGUGAGCACAAGCGGAAUGAAGAGGAUGAGCAAGAGCUUGCCUUUGUGCGCAGAUUCGUUUUGGAGCACGCUCUCAGAUGUUACAAGGACGCCAUUGCGUCAACCGACGCGCUCGAUGUGAAGUAUUCCAAGCUGAUGUGUCUUGCUGAUCUUUUUGAUAAAAUGCUCAGUGGGCAAUCCUUCCAUCAGGAUGCAGGUUUCCCAUCUUCAGUUAGACAACUCUCGAAAACCAUGUUCGAGAAGCACUUCAUCCCUACUCUAACUGCUUCUGUCGCCGAUAUUGACCUUAACUUCCCGUCAUCCAAGCGCGUCAUCAAGUACAUUUUACGCCCCUUGAACAAACUCACUCAAACCGCUGUGCACCUCAGUGACACUUCAGAUAUCUCUACCCUUGGUGAUGCAGACGAGGAUGAUGACAUCUCAUCGGCCACCUCGGUCUCUGAUAUGGAUGAUGAUCGUGAAGAGACUCCGGAUCUUUUCCGACAUUCUACCUUAGGCAUGCUGGAGCCUCGACACGAAGAAGAAACCAGCACAGAUGAGUCCGAGGGAGAAGACGAUGAAAUGUAUGACGAUGAAUAUGACGAGGACAUGGACUACGAUGAGGACGUCGUUGAGGACGAUGGCGAAGUCGUAAGCGACGAAGAGAUUGAUGGAGUCCCCAUUGAAGGUCUUUCCGGCGAUGCUGUCGAAGUUAUCAUCGAUGAAGAUGAUGACGACGAUGAAGAAGAUGAUGAUGAUGAUGAUGAUGACGACGACGACGACGACGACGAUCAUGAUCACUCUGAGGACGAAAUUUUCGCCGGAGAGAUCACCGGCGACCAUGACAACGAUAGCCUUGGUGAAGACGUGGAAGAUGAGUGGGAGAGUGAAGCAAUGACCGAAGAUGAAGAAGAGGCCGACAUGAUGAGCCAGCUUGAAGAUGAAAUGGCUAUCAUGCACGAAUCCCAUCGUCAACAAGAUGGUCAUACUAACUUCAACGACCUGUUCCGUGUGCUUAAUCAAGCUGCUGGUGUCGAGCAUGACGGUCUCGGAGGUGGUCCUGUAGGUGGUCUCGGAGCAAAUAUCAUCUCCGAUGAACUUCUCAAUGAAUUGAAUGAGGAAGGAGAUGAGGAUGAAAUGGAUGAGCUUGAUGAGGACGUGGAUGAUUACGAUGAUUAUGAUAUGGAUCAAGGCUCAGAGGGAGACAUUGAUGAUGACGAAAUAGAACCAUGGGGUUGGUUGGACGAAGAAACUCCGGUGCCCCGCGCACACACUCGCUUUCGCGGUGCACCACCAGCUUGGGCUACAGUCACCGAGAUUAUGCCCGGUACUGCUGGUGGAAUGAUGUCAAUGCAACACCCCCGUGUUCACAGAAAUCAGCUGCCCAACCGCGGCAAUGAUGAUGGAACCAAUCCUCUUUUGAUUCGCAACGAUCGUGGCUUCACCAAUGGUCGUGUUGACCCUACUGAAUCUCGUCCUCGUGCACGCGACGGAUGGCUUUUACCGGAUGCUAAUGCUCUCGCUGCGAUGGAUAGUCCCAUGAGUUUCAUGAAUGCCAUCAUGCAGGCCAUUGGCGGACAUGCUACGCCAGGCUUUGGAGUCGUCACUCGCCCAGACGGCAUCCAUGUCCACGUUGACAGACGUGCAAUUCUGCCAAACCGUCUUCAGGAUAUGUUCAACGGCAUUUCUCGGACCCAGCUCCCUAAUUCUCGUCAUCGCGAGGAUCCACAAAACGCCGUCAAGUUCGCUUUGUCUACCACCAUUUGGCGCUGGCAGGAAGAGGCCCGUCUCCUGUAUAGCAGCACAUAUGUGGAAAAGACACAGCGUAUUGUCAACGCGCUGUUUAAGAUCAUGGUUCCCAUUGCCAUUGAAGAGGACAAGUUGCGCCAAAAGAUGGUGGAAGAGGAGCGCAGACGUCUUCGACAAGAGCAAGAAGAGAAAGAUCGUCAGGAACGUAUCGCUAGGGAGGCAGAGGAGCGUGAACGCAAGCUUCAACAAGAAGAAGAGAACGCCCGACUCCAAGCUGAAAGAGAACAACAACAACAAUCUGAGCCAGCUGCUGGAGCUCCGGAGCCCAUGGAAGAUAUCCAACAGACGGAGAACACGACCGACGCUACCAUUCAAGAGCUCAGCUCAUCCAGACUGGAGGCUUCCGCCCAGCCUGUUAUCGCAACCAUUCGGGGACGGCAAGUUGAUAUCACGAACCUAGAAAUUGAUCCUGAAUACUUAGAGGCUCUGCCCGAUGCUCUCCGUGAGGAGGUCAUCAUGCAGCAACUUGCGGAGCAGCGCUCUCAAGCUGCGGCUGCUGGUGAGGAGACAACUGAGAUCAAUCAAGAAUUCUUGGAAGCAUUGCCUGAAGAAAUCCGUGAUGAACUCCUCCAGCAAGAAGCUGCCGAUCGGCGCCGACGGGAACGCGACAGUGCACGCCGCCAGGCCAAUGCAAACGGUGCUGCGCCUCGCGCCGAGGACAUGGAUGCUGCUAGUUUUUUGGCAACUCUGGAUCCCUCCUUGCGCCAGGCUGUCCUUGCAGACCAGCCAGAGGAUAUUCUGGCUAGCUUGGGUCCCGAAUACUUAACGGAAGCUCGAUCUCUGGGUGGCCGACGUCUUGCUCAGUUCGGCGAUCUCGUUGCCGGAAUGGAGGGCAGUCGCCCUAGAAUCGAUAUUUCUGGAGAACAAGAACCCAAGAAGUCUCAACGCCGCCAGGUUGUUCAAAUGCUCGACAAGGCCGGUAUUGCAACACUCCUUCGUUUGAUGUUCAUGCCUCUUCAGGGAACCGCACGCCACCAGUUGAAUGACAUUCUACACAACGUUUGUGAGAAUCGCCAGAACAGAAGCGAAGUCAUCAGCCUUCUUCUCUCUGUCCUGCAGGAUGGUAGCAUCGAUUCCUCUGCGAUCGACCGCAGUUUCUCUCAUCUGUCGCUUCGUGCCAAGGCCUCCGGCGCUCAAAAGACUCCGCAAUCAGUUAAGCGCAAUCUCAACCUCACGUCUUCGAGCAUCAGUAGCGAUGUGACCCCAACCAUGGUGGUUCAGCAAUGUCUAGGAACACUCUCGUUCCUAGCCCAGUACAAUCCACACGUUGCUUGGUUCUUCCUCACAGAGCACGACUCGUCGGCAACAUUCAAGUUGAAGUCACUCCGCAAGGGCAAGGGUAAGGAACUUCGUGCCAACAAGUUUGCCUUGAACUCUCUCCUGUCUCUGCUAGACAGACAGUUGAUCAUGGAAAGCCCCAGCUGCAUGGAACAGCUAUCUAGUCUACUGAGCAGCAUUACCCAACCACUUACUAUUCUCCUUCGCCGCGAUAAGGAUAAGUUAGCGGAAGACAAAGGGAAGAAGCCCGAAGAUGGUCCAGCUCAAGAGGAUACCGCCAUGGAAGAUGCACCAUUGCCUACUGUUGAGACUGAAGAACAAGAUGCUGAGCCAACUACAGCAGUGGGUGAAGAGGAAGAGACCAAGAAGCCAGAGGGUACCGAUGAUCCUACUGGGGAAGAGGACAAGCGCAAGCGCAAGUCUAUUGAGCCCCCUGUCGUUCCUGACCACAACUUCCGACUGGUUGUGCAUAUUCUUGCUGCUCGCGAAUGCGGUAAUAAGACUUUCCGCGACACUGUUUCCACGAUUAACAACCUCUCUGCCAUUCCCGGAGCUCGCGAUGUGAUCGGAACUGAACUCGUUAGUCAGGCCCAGAAACUGAGCGAUACCAUCUUGGCAGACGUGGAAGAACUUCUCCCCCAUAUUCAUCAGUCUAAAACUGGUACGGAUAUGCAGGGCUUGGCUCUGGCUAAGUUCUCUCCAGCCAGCUCUGAUCAAGCAAAACUCCUUCGUAUUCUUACGGCACUUGAUUACCUAUUCGAUCCGAAUCGGGUCGAUAAGUCAAAGGGCACUGAGCCCGAAUCCGCACCCAAAGAAGAUGUGCUCAAGAGACUGUACGAAAGUGCUACUUUUGGGCCCCUGUGGACCAAGUUGAGUGACUGCCUGACCGUCAUUCGCCAAAAGGACAACAUGCUGAACGUGGCUACUAUCCUCCUUCCACUAAUCGAAGCGUUGAUGGUCGUUUGCAAGAACACUGCCCUCAAGGACCAACCCUUGUCUCGCAACAGCCGCGAGCUGUCAUCCAACAGCCAUACGACUGAAUCCGGUGUGAGCAUGGAGAACAUAUUCUUCAAGUUUACUGAAGAGCACAGAAAAAUUCUCAACGAGCUCGUUCGCCAGAACCCUAGAUUGAUGAGCGGUACUUUCUCCUUGCUUGUGAAGAACCCCAAGGUUCUCGAGUUUGACAAUAAGCGAAAUUAUUUCACUCGCCAGGUUCAUUCUCGUGGCGCUGAGCCUCGCCAUCCCCACCCUACUCUGCAGCUUUCUGUGCGCAGAGAGCAAGUCUUCCUUGAUUCUUUCAAGUCUCUAUACUUCAAGAGUGCGGAUGAGUUGAAGUACGGCAAGCUGAACGUGCGAUUCCAUGGCGAAGAAGGAGUCGAUGCUGGUGGCGUCACUCGAGAAUGGUUCCAAGUUCUCGCCCGUGGCAUGUUCAACCCCAACUACGCUCUCUUUAUUCCCGUGGCUGCCGAUCGAACCACGUUCCACCCCAAUCGUCUCAGCGGUGUUAACAAUGAGCACCUGUUGUUCUUCAAGUUCAUUGGACGUAUCAUUGGUAAAGCCAUGUACGAGACUCGUGUUCUCGACUGCCAUUUCUCCCGUGCUGUCUACAAAUCUAUCAUUGGACGCCCUGUCUCGAUGAAGGAUAUGGAGACGCUCGACCUAGAUUACUACAAGUCUCUGCUUUGGAUGUUGGAGAAUGACAUCACCGACAUCAUCACUGAGACAUUCUCCAUUGAGACAGAUGACUUUGGCGAGCACCAAAUUAUCGAUCUUGUUCCUGAUGGUCGCAACAUCCCCGUCACUCAAGAGAACAAGGAAAGCUACAUUCAGCGGGUGAUUGAGUAUCGCCUGGUCGAGUCUGUGCGUGAGCAGCUUGACCACUUCUUGAAGGGCUUCCAUGAGAUUAUUUCUCCAGAACUCAUCUCGAUCUUCAACGAGCAGGAGCUCGAGCUUCUGAUCUCUGGUCUACCUGAGAUCGAUGUUGAUGAAUGGAAGGCUAACACCGAAUACCACAAUUAUUCUGCCUCCUCACCCCAGAUCCAAUGGUUCUGGCGUGCUGUCCGUUCAUUCGACAAGGAGGAGCGGGCCAAGCUGCUACAGUUUGUUACCGGUACCAGCAAGGUCCCUCUCAACGGGUUCAAGGAGUUAGAGGGUAUGAACGGUGUGAGCAAGUUCAACAUCCACCGUGACUACGGCAACAAGGAUCGCCUUCCUAGUUCCCACACAUGUUUCAACCAGCUUGACAUUCCUGAGUACGACAGCUACGAGGAUCUCCGUCACCGGCUGUACACCGCCAUGACCACGGGCAGCGAUCGCAAAUUCUUCGAGUUUCAUUUGUCUUGGAAACCUCCCUAUUCACGUAUACACACCAUGUCGGCCUCAGCUAACUCUAUUAAGCUGUUGACUGGUAACAGUCACCCCGAGCUUGCUGAGCUCGUGGCUGAUCGGCUCGGGAUUGAAAAGACCAAGAUUAUGGUCCUACAAUAUUCCAACCAGGAGACUAGUGUGACAAUUGGUGAAAGUGUUCGAGAUGAAGAUGUCUUUAUUCUGCAGUCCACUCGUCCGAAUGACAUAAACGAUGGUCUCAUGGAACUCUUGAUCAUGAUCAAUGCCUGCAAGACAGCUUCUGCGCGCCGAAUCACCGCCGUUAUCCCUAACUUCCCAUAUGCUCGUCAGGAUAAGAAGGAUAAGAGCCGAGCUCCCAUCACGGCGAAGCUCAUGGCUAAUAUGCUUCAAACCGCUGGUUGCAACCACGUUAUUACCAUGGACCUUCAUGCCAGUCAGAUCCAGGGCUUCUUCAACAUCCCCGUCGACAACUUGUACGCCGAGCCUAGUUUGCUGAAGUGGAUUCGGGAAAACCUAGACGUGAGCAACUGUGUCAUUGUCAGCCCAGAUGCUGGUGGUGCUAAGCGAGCAACUGCCAUUGCCGAUCGCCUCGAUCUGCAAUUCGCUCUGAUCCACAAGGAACGUGCUCGCCCUAACGAAGUCUCGCGUAUGGUCUUGGUCGGUAACGUCCGGGACAAGGUUGCCAUCAUUGUCGACGACAUGGCCGACACCUGUGGCACACUCGUCAAGGCCGCCGACACUGUCAUGAUGCACGGCGCUAAGGAAGUCAACGCCAUCGUCGUACACGGAAUCCUGUCCGGUAAGGCCAUUGAGAACCUGAACGGCAGCACUCUUAAGCGUCUGGUCGUCACCAACACCGUUCCCCACGCCGAGAAGAAGGAACUUUGCGACAAGAUUGAAACAAUUGAUAUCAGCCCCACCCUGGCCGAGGCUUGCCGUCGCACCCACAACGGCGAGUCUGUCAGCUUCCUGUUCUCUCACACCGUCUCGUGA
Messenger RNA from Penicillium taxi, 12861 nucleotides. It is a transcript of the gene tom1, whose product is annotated as E3 ubiquitin-protein ligase TOM1. The coding region runs from base 1 to 12861 and encodes 4286 amino acids. The transcript has 10 exons. Gene Ontology annotation, biological process: proteasome-mediated ubiquitin-dependent protein catabolic process; positive regulation of protein catabolic process; nucleotide biosynthetic process. Lineage: Eukaryota; Fungi; Ascomycota; Eurotiomycetes; Eurotiales; Aspergillaceae. Gene Ontology annotation, molecular function: ribose phosphate diphosphokinase activity; ubiquitin-protein transferase activity; magnesium ion binding. The record is from RefSeq and is a predicted model, not a curated record.